Messenger RNA from Jaminaea rosea, 678 nucleotides. RefSeq lists its product as hypothetical. The annotation marks the transcript as partial. The record is from RefSeq and is a predicted model, not a curated record. Gene Ontology annotation, biological process: retrograde transport, endosome to Golgi; phospholipid translocation. The transcript is spliced from 2 exons. Lineage: Eukaryota; Fungi; Basidiomycota; Exobasidiomycetes; Microstromatales. Gene Ontology annotation, cellular component: trans-Golgi network; endosome.
UUAGCCGCAAUCGGCAUGGCGGUCGGCGCUCCCCUCAUUUACGCAGACCAAGCGCACUCCAUGGCUAAAGUGCGCGACUCGACCGGAUUCAGCAAGGAUGUAUGCGCCGUUGUCUUGCUCUCCAAUAUCGCUCGCUUGGUCUGGUGGUUCCACGAACGAUACGAGCUCGUCCUAGUCGUCCAGUCCUGCCUCAUGGUCGUUGCACAGAUUGCGCUGUUGAGCCUUGUGCUGCGAUUCCAGCCGGGAAGCUAUGCCUCGUCCGCUCUUCGUGCAGACGGCUCCUCGAGCGGUCGCCCGUUCGGCUUCUGGACCUGGACGAGCUUGGAAAGCUACAUCGUCUUCUUGGUCUGCUACACCCUCUUUCUCCUGGCGCUACAGAUCACAAUCGGCCGCGUGUCCUCAAUGUACAACGCCCUGCUCGGCCUAUAUGCCCUGGGCCUGGAGUCUACUUUGCCGCUCCCGCAGCUCAUUGCCAACCAAAAGCGACGUUCCCUCGCCGGCUUCCGCUUGUCUGUUCUUGCCGGCUGGUCUCUAGGUGACCUGUUCAAGGUAGUCUACUUUCUCUUCUUGAAGCCAGGAAGCCCAUUCCAGUUCUUGGCCGGCGCGCUGUUCUCUUUGAGCGUCGACAUUGGAAUCGUGGCGCAGGCGAAGAUGUUUGCAGAGAAGACGGCAGAGGAU